Messenger RNA from Adineta steineri, 981 nucleotides. Lineage: Eukaryota; Metazoa; Rotifera; Eurotatoria; Adinetida; Adinetidae. The record is from the annotation of a GenBank genome assembly.
AUGUCGUCAUCAAUUAUUUCAUUACUUGCUUUAGCUGGUAAACAAAUAACUAUUUACUUGGGUACAUUUACUCUUGUUGCUGGUGUUAUUGGUGGAUUACUCAACAUUGUUGUUUUUCUCAGUCUAAGAACUUUCCGAAAAAGUUCUGCUACAUUUUAUUUGACUAUUAUGUCCAUUUUCAAUAUAGGCCAAAUGCUUACGGGUUUACUCUCUCGUAUUAUGACUAGUGGUUUUGGUAUUGAUUGGUCAUUAACAUCUUUAUUUUAUUGUAAAUUUCGAUUUUACUGUUAUAAUAUAUGCGCAGCAACGUCAAUGACUUGUAUUUGUCUGGCAAUCAUUGAUCAAUAUUUAGCCACUUCUUCCCGUGCACAAUGGCGACAAUGGUGUAAUAUGAAAAUAGCUCGUCGUUUGGUAUUCCUAUUUGUUCUCAUUUGGAUUAUUCAUAAUAUUCCUUAUUUGAUCUAUUAUGAUCAGGUUAUAUCGACAACAACAGGCAAAGUUACAUGCAUAAACACAAAUACUAUUUUUGUACAAUAUAAUAUCUAUGGUACUACUCUAAUUCUUGGAAAACUUCUUCCUAUCAGUAUUACAUUUGUGUUUGGACUUUUGGCUUAUCAUAAUGUACAACAACUAGGUUAUCGGACGGUACCUCUUGUGCGUCGUGAAUUAGAUAAACAACUAACAGUGAUGAUUUUAGUUCUCAUUGUUUUUGCUUUCUUUACUAAUAUGCCAUAUACUAUUGUACUCAUUCUAUCAGCAGUGCCAGGACUCAAUCAAGAUCCUGUUGUAUCAGCACAAAUACAAUUUGCCAAUCUUGUAACCACAUAUCUUGCUUAUAUGUAUUUUGCAAGUCCGUUUUACAUAUAUGUUUGUGUAUCUAAUCGAUUUCGUCGACAAUUGAUACAUGUAUCAUUUGAGAUAUAUGUCAAUCGAUGUCGAGGAAGAAGAAUGACAAUCAAUCAAGUUAUGCCAGAAACUUGA